CAGUCUAUAAUGAUCCGUGAUACGUAGAAGUUCGUAGGUGUUGAGUGUGGUUAAGAAAACGCUUGUUUUAUUUGUGUCAGUGAUAUAUAGUUAAUUUCUAUCAAGAAUUUUAUAAUUUUAAUGUACAUUUAAAAGUCGUUGCUACAAAUAAAAUAAAAACAAAAUGGGUGGUGGAGAUCUGAAUUUGAAGAAAUCAUGGCAUCCAUCUACUAUGAAAAAUAUGGAAAAAGUAUGGAAAGCCGAACAAGAAAAGAAUCAAGAGAAAAAAAGAAUAGCAGAAUUAAAAAGAGAAAUAGCAAUGGAAAGAGAUCGAGAAGACAUGACAAAAUAUGCUAUGGAACAAGGUGUUAUAGAAAAAAAAGAUGAUAAGAAAUUAGAUUGGAUGUACAAAGGACCAAAUGAAAUGGUAAAUAGAGAAGAAUAUUUACUUGGUCGUCCAAUCGAUAAAUCUUUCGAACAAGUAGCACAAGCACAGAAAGAUGCAGAUUUAAAUCGUGCACCAAAAAAUCACGUGGAAUAUGAAUGUAUUCCGCCUUCUUUACGUUUUUUUUCUGGAAAUGAGCAAGUUGAUUUAGCAAGGAAGAUGCAAGAAGAUCCAUUAUAUGCUAUAAAAAAGAAAGAAAUGGAAACAAGAAGUCUGUUGUUAAAAAAUCCAGUCAAGCUAAAAAAAAUUAAAGAGUUGCUAGAGCAACAAACAAAGAAAAAGGAAACAAAGAAAAAAAGCAAAAAGAAAAAAUCAAUAAAUAGCACAGAUAAUAGCGAUGAUGAAACUGAAUUAGAUAAUUUAUUAGCUGCAAAAUAUAAACAAUUGAAAGAUAAGAUUAGCGAAAAACAUUUGAUGAAAUCUAUGAAAAAAAUUAAGCAUAAAAAAAGGAAAAAGUCUAAGAAAGUUAGUAGUAAUUCUGAGAGUGACAGUAACAGUGAAAGUGAUAGCGAUAGUGAAAGCAAUAAUAGUGACAGUGAUAGUAGCAGUAACAAUAGUAGUACUAAUGAAUUAGUUAAACGCAAAAAAAGAAAACGAAGUCACAAAAAGAGAAGCAGUAGUAAUGAUAGUGGAACAAUGCAUAGGAAAAAGAACAAAAAGAAAGAUAAUGAAAAAAAAGAAAAGCAUAAAAAGUCAAGUACACACAAAAGUGAUGAAGAAGAUAACAAAAAAUUACUUAAUAGAAGUAGCAACACAUAUACAAAAUCGGAUAGAACAUCCAAAAAAGAAAGAGAAUAUCAGUAUAGGAGAAAUACAAUGCAUAGAGAAGACAAUAGUUAUAAAGAUAAUGAAAACAAUAAGAAGAGAUAUAAAGAAAGGCCUUCAAUAGAAAAAUAUUUUGAUGAUAGCCAUAAAAGAAAAUCACAUCACUCUUCUUUUAAUUUACCUCAAAAAAAGAUUAAUGAAGAUAGGAGAACUGAACAGAAAUGGAUUCCAAAAAAGAAACUUACAGAAGAGGAAAAAGAAAAACGUAGACAGGAAAUGAUGGCAAAUGCAACGUGGCGAAAUAAAGAACGAGAACGAAAUAUAAAACAAUAUCAUGAAGAAGAAAAGAAAGAAUUAUCAAACGAAAAAAUAUAUAACAGAGAUUUUAUUAGGAAACAAUUAGUUGCUGCAGCUGAAGUGGGUACAGUUGCAUCAAGAAUUAAAUCUAAUAUAAACAAUAUACAACGUUCUUGUCGAGCAAUGGAUACAAAUUUUGCAAAGCGAUGAGUCAUUAGUUAAACACACUUGUACAGUUGAAAUAUAGGAGUUGAAGAAUGAUACGGUAAAUUCUCAGAUCUUUUUUAUACAUUUUGUAUAGAAAAUAAGAUAUAUGCAAUGGAUUUUUACUGAGAUAACUAUAUAUAAAUAAGAGUACACAAUCUCUUGUACCAUAUACAAAUAUAUAUACAUUUCUCAAUUCAAAUUUAUUUCAUCAUAAAUAUUGUACUUUGAAUCUAUUAGAAUAUAUCUUAUUAGAACGUAGAUUAGAAAGUAUAUUUAUGUAAUUUUGCACAUUUCGUUAGAUUGAAAUUCUUUCGCAUCCAUAAUAGUAGUUACACGACCGAUCGUAAGAACAUUAUUUACGACCGCUCUAGCCAGGUAACCAGUAGUUACCGAAUAAUGUGCAGAAAAGAAUGGCGUGAAGUCGUCUGUUUUUUCUAAAUUUUGAUCCUAUAUUAAUCAAACAUAUUAUAUAUUCUUAUAUGAUAAAAUAUAUAUUCAUCGCACGAUGAAUAUAACGUAUAGUGAGAGAUUUUUAAUAAAACAAAAAUUUGUACAUACCUUGGCAUACAUAGCAAAGCUAUCCUCAACAAGUUUAUUUAGAUUUAAUUGUUUUUGGAAACUAAGCUCUGGAUUUCUUAACAAAAUUGUUGAUACUAUAUUAAGCAACUGUAACAAAUUAGAUUUAAAAUAAUAUUAAUUUUUAGAGUUGGUUGAAAGUUUUUACAUGGUAGUUUAUUUUUUUGCUUCUGGACAAAAAAAAAAAAUAAAUAAAUCAAACUGCAAAUCUAUGAUCAAUUAAAUAUUACCUCUACUAUAAUUUGGCGAUAUUCUGGUAAUUGCAUGUGAUGAAGAAGAGAUUCUACGAGCAAAGCAAAAGUUAACUCUGAUCGUGUCAUAUUCGAAAGUGUUGGCUGCUGAGGCAAUUCGCGUCCAUUAACACAUAUACCUCCAGGACAACGCAUUAAAACUUCCCAUACUUGAUUAUAAAAGUGUGUAGGAACUCUACAUAAACUUCCUUCGAUUUUCCUUCGUCCGAGUACAGUAAGUCUAUCACAAAAAAAAAAAAGAAGAAAAUUACAAUCGAGAAAUUCCAUAAAAAUUUUGUAAGAAAAUCACAUUGGUAUACUUUUCUGAACUGGCCCAAUUUUUAACAGUCAAUACUUUAAUCAGGAACUGUCUAAUUUGAUAGGGACUGUAGUUUUCAAUUGGCUCAGGAUUUUUUACAAACAUUUCUAAAUAAAGCUUCAUUGCUUCCAAAACCCACCUAAUCAUAUAUAAAUGACAUACGUAUUUAUAUUACACUACACACAAUAAUAAUAGUAGAAAUUAUACAAACUAAACAGUAUAAAUACCCAAUACGAAUUUUCAAUAUUCCUUUAAACAUUUCUGGAUUUGUCCCAAUAAGUCUACCACAAUACAAUAAUACCUCUUGUUGAAGUACAGCUUGUAUUACAUUGUGGGGUUGUAUUGUAGAAUACAUAACAGAUUGAAUUUCUGCAGGUGUCAUAGGUUUAUCAAAUACAGUUUCUUCAUAGCCAAUAACUCCAACAGUUAUCUAGAUAAUAAAAACACAUUUGUGUGUGAAAAAUUAAUAAUAUUAAAUGAUUAAUAAUUCGAGAACAGAUAUUACUUGUUUUCCUUUGACAAGUACACCAGUAAUAAAGGGACUUAUACUAUCAACAGUGUGAUUUAAUAAACUGCUACAGUAACGAACAGCCAUCCAAUAUCUGAGACAUCCUGCUUGUUGAUACAGUGUUCUUAAAUGAUCACCAACUAUAAAAUUUGUAAUUAUCUUUUUUUAAUUAUAUUAUAUUAUAUACUCAGUUUCUAUAUAAAAUCUAUAUAGAUUUGCAUCAUUUGCUAAAGAUAUAAAUGCAAAUAUAUACCUGUUGUUCCAUUAAUCUCAUAAUUGAUACCCUCUCUCUUUAAUAAAACACCAUAGAGCUGACACUUUACAUAUAAUCCAUCACAAUUACGAAUUUCAUUUAAUAUAUUGUGCAAAGGCUCGUGCAUAAAAUACUGAAAACGUAAUAAGUGCAAUAAAUAAUAAUUAGAUCAAUAUCGUUUGUAUAUACAUACGGAAUAAUCUUUUAUAUCUUCAGAAUAAGUCAAAGCUCUUGGAACAUCUGUGAGACUUUGGUAACCAAUAUAGUCGUGUUGCAACUGUUUGAAUUGAGUAAGUUCAAGAUCAGUUUCCAUAGAAUUUACAAAAUCCAAAUGUUCUAUAAAUAAAAAAAAAAAAAAAAAGAUUAAUGUUUCUGGUAUGUCAAUUGUAUGCAAUAUAUAAAAUAGAUUUCACACAUUACCAAUACAAGAGGAUGAAAUUAAAUUUUGUAAUCGUCCAAUGCGUACUUUUGUUUUGUCACAAUAUCCUUUCUUUAACAUUGCAAAUAAAUCCAACAUUUCUUUAAAUUGUGGAUCUCUAAAUUAAAAAAAAAAAAAGGAUUAUAAUUAUUUGUGUGUAUGUAUAUAUACAUAUAAACUGUAUUAUAUUGUUAUGUAAAAAUUAUUAGUGUUGAUAGUUACCUCAUAUGUUCUUCUCUUAUUAGAAGACAUACAGUCGGACGACCAGAAAGUCGCCAAUAUUUACCGACGAAUUGAAGUUCUGUUUUAAUAUCAUCAAUUAACAAAGCCAUAUCUCUGUAUAGAUAAAAUUGAGAUACUUCAAAUAUGAGUGGAUAACAAAGUACCGUCAUACCGCACACCCUAUACACCUGUAUAUGUACCAUUUAGACAUAGAAAUAUUUUACUUUAAUGUAUAUCAUACAUACUUUGCUUGUACCCAAAGAACCAAUAGGUCUAACUGGACGUCCUUGAAGAUGUAAUUUCUUAUUUACUCCAAGCUUUUGAUAAACUUUUAUUAAUUGAGUUGAAGAUAAAAUUUGUACUGGUUCUACUUCGUGCGGAGUUUGCGUUUGAAUACCAUAUGUUGCCAUCAUAGCUUGUAGCCUCAUAGAUUCCGCAAUUAGAACAAUUUGUACUACAAGAUCAGCAUGAGUACCCUAAAGAAAAAAAUAAUAUAUAUCUAUUGGAAAAUAUAUCGUGCAAUAUAUUUAUAUAAUUACAUAUGUAAUAUAAAAGAUAUAUGUAAAUAGCAUUGUAAAGAGCUUAAUACAAAAUAAAGUUUUUCUCAAACA
Vespula vulgaris is the source of this 4830-nucleotide messenger RNA. RefSeq names its product pre-mRNA-splicing factor CWC25 homolog. The transcript is spliced from 6 exons. The record is from RefSeq and is a predicted model, not a curated record. The coding region runs from base 164 to 1696 and encodes 510 amino acids. Gene Ontology annotation, cellular component: U2-type spliceosomal complex. Gene Ontology annotation, biological process: mRNA splicing, via spliceosome. Lineage: Eukaryota; Metazoa; Arthropoda; Insecta; Hymenoptera; Vespidae.